Cajanus cajan (pigeon pea) is the source of this 651-nucleotide messenger RNA. RefSeq names its product Rhodanese/Cell cycle control phosphatase superfamily protein. NCBI's taxonomy places the organism in Eukaryota, Viridiplantae, Streptophyta, Magnoliopsida, Fabales, Fabaceae. Gene Ontology annotation, cellular component: chloroplast. The record is from RefSeq and is a predicted model, not a curated record.
AUGUCAACCCAAUUGAACCAUGUCUUGAGAGUUUCAAUUUUAAAGCACAAGACAACCCAAUCAGAGACUCAUUUGAGAGCCCCAAGAUUUAAAGUGAUCAAUGCAACGUCCUCACCAAGAAGUGCAAGGCAGCUUAUAGAGUCCGACACAGUGAGGCCCAUAAGGCCCAACGAUGCUUCCGCAGUUAUGGACUCUGAGGGCUUUGUUCUCCUUGAUGUUAGGCCAAGUUGGGAGAGGGAUAAGGCACGUGUGAGGGGGUCCCUGCACGUGCCGAUCUUUGUGGAGGACGAGGAUAACACUCCUGUGACUCUGCUUAAGAAGUGGGUGCAUUUUGGGUACAUUGGCUUGUGGACUGGCCAGUACCUCACUACUGUGAAUUCUGAGUUUCUUAGUCAGGUGGAAAAUGCAAUUCCUGGUAAGGAUGCCAAGGUUCUUGUGGCGUGUGGAGAAGGGCUAAGGUCCAUGACAGCAGCUUCAAAACUGUAUAAUGGAGGUUACAAAAAUCUGGGAUGGUUGGCUGGAGGCUUUAAUCGUUCAAAGGACAAUGAUUUUCCAGCAGUAGAAGGAAAAGAGAAGCUGCAACAUGCUACAGUUGGAGGAGUGUCUUACUUGUUCCUUCAGUUGCUCAUUUUUCUGCAGGCUGUGGAUUAA